Messenger RNA from Lepisosteus oculatus (spotted gar), 2782 nucleotides. Its product is annotated as C2 calcium-dependent domain-containing protein 4C. The record is from RefSeq and is a predicted model, not a curated record. NCBI's taxonomy places the organism in Eukaryota, Metazoa, Chordata, Actinopteri, Semionotiformes, Lepisosteidae.
UCUGCCAGCACUCUAACCUAGAAGAUUCCUUGACUGAGAGUCUCUUGAUAAUUAAUUCUCAGAAAAGAAGACACUCUGGUGAAAUGUGGUUAAUUGAUAAACUUCGAGAAAGAGUUGAGAACAUUCCCCUUGAAGACAACCGAGCCUUCUCGGGUGUAAAAAUGGAUAGCCCUUCAGAGGCAAAUCUCUCGAGCAAGCUGCACAGCAAUGUCUUGACUCCUGACACGAUUCCUGAUUUCUUUAUUCCACCAAAGUUUUUUAAACAUACUGGAAAUGUGGAACAUCUUUCAGCUAAAUGUAAGGUCAGCCUCUCAACUUCUAAAAACAAUCUGAAGAAUUUAACGAAUACCCACAUCUUUCACGUGAAGCCAGAAAGUUACUGCAAAAAUAAUGAAGGCAAGGACCUUGUGAAGCUGGCUAAUCAGCUUUUUAUACAGAUAGAGAAAGCAGACGACUGCACUCUGGACAAUAUGGAGAACACCAACAAAAGCAAACAAAGAGACCUAAUUUCUUCUUUUCCAUCAGUGCUGUUACCUCACACAGCAGCAUGUUUCAGUCUGACAGGCUUAUAUGAAAGUCCUAACACACGCAGAAAAGAGUCCUUGUUUCACACAGACUUUGCAAGCUACGCCUUACAGAGGAAACAACACAUAGCCAACAAAAAGUUUGCAGCUCCAAGAUCAAGCAGCCACACAAGCUCUACAAAUAUUACACACUCACUCAAGAAGCAGGGGACAACAGAAAAUAACACCCCUUCCUCCAAUGAAUCCUCGCCCCACAGCACCCCCGUGCUACCUCGAUCAUUUUCAGGCACCUGUCUCUUCAAACUGUUUGGGCAAGAGAGUUUUCUCAAGGAUAUUUCCAGAUCCAGUUCGAAGCAGUCUCUGGGAGGGAACAGCUCCUUUUCUACUGAUGAAUGUAGCUCUGGUGAUACAAGUCCAUGUACCUCAGAAAAGUCUGAAUCAGAAGGAAAAUCAGAAGCUCCAGGUUGUUCCCUUUCCCCUCCAGUGCUGUUUCCCCUUGACCUGUUACACUGCCAAGAAAAGCUACGGAGAGAGCAUAUCAUUCCUCUUCAGGGAAGGGGCUGCAUCCGGCUGUCAUUAGAGUAUGAUUCUAGUAGCGCCACAGUCCGAGUCCGCGUGGUUUCAGUGGAGAACCUGUAUGAUUGCAGCUUUGAGGCAAAACACAUUAACUGCUGUGUCAUUGUCUGUCUCGUCCCAGGCAAACAGCAAAAGCAGCACAGCACCAUAAUCAAAAACAGCAAAAACCCCAUUUUCAACGAGGACUUCUUUUUUGAUGGGGUUACAGAAGAAGAUCUCCAAAGUAUGUCCUUGAAAUUUAAGGUCAUUAACAAAGCCUUCAGCCUCAAGCGGGACACACUUCUGGGUGUUAUCUCAAAGCCUCUUUCCCAGUUAUUGCCUUUAUGAAAACAAAAUGUGCAGAUAUUCAAUACAACGUGUCCAGCAUUCAUGAAAAAGAAGGACACGUGACUCCUUUUAAUUCAUAUGUAACAGUUCUGAGGAUGUUUUAUUUUCUUAGUAUUUUAAAGUAUGUGUGAAGGCUUUUGAUUCAUCUACACGCUAUUUCAGAGUAUUUAUGCUUUUGGAAUCUUCCUUAUUGAGUAUUUAUUAUGUUCUAAAGCUCCUUAACAUAACAUUUCCUUCCCCAGGGAUGUAUUGAAUGUGAAUCUGUUCUUUAUGUACAGUAUGUUAUAUUCAUUUAGGAACUGACAUACAGAUUAGGUGGGUACACCUGAUACUAAAAAAUUGAGUAUACCCUUUGAUAAAAUACAAGGGACUGAUUUACACACCAGAGGUGAAUAUAAAUAUAUUUUACUGAAUUAUAUUUAUUAUCCCCACAAAUGUUUGAAUUUUACUCAUCAUCAUUAAAUAAAAUGGAAUAAACCAGAAUUCAUUUUCUGAAACUAGCAACUACAACUUUUCUGUGUCAUUGAUCCCUUAGAUGCUGGCUUAACACAUGCAAGUUCUUGUUUUCAAAACACCAUUUGUUGAAAAGAUGACAAUAACUUCUCACAGAAUUAUUCUUUAGUGUUUUGUGAUUCUGGACAAGAUUUUUUUCUCGAGUUGUCAUUUGGUAGAAACAGCUUUUAAAGCACAAACAAGCAUGUUAAUACUGUAUUAAUCUUCACUCUUGGAUUCUUAUACAGCUGCUUUUUUGAGUCGUACUUAAAAACAGCCUCAGCUUCACUACUGCCACUUGAGAUAGUUUUUGUUAAAACAAGUAAUAGACUGGACUUUACCAAGGAACUGAACGUAUGAUGAGCACUGCUUCGAGCUAAGUAAGCCACUAGCUCAAUUAUGUUAUUUUUCUUCAAUUGUCUUUCAGGCAGAGUUCCUUACUAUUUUCAGACUUAAUUAUAUUGCUUCUUUGCAGACUACUUGCUCAUUGCUGUCUAAAGUAAACUGCUCAUCAAGAGCCAGUUGUGCUUAACAAUGUGUUUCUGACUACAUAAAAAAUGAAGAAAAAAUCGUAUAAAUACAGUAUAUACUGAGAGGUAUUAGAAAUGCAAUAAAUGCUACUGGCUCAAAUACUUAUUUGAGCAUUUUUAAGAUAGUUUUUUACCACCUUUUCACAUGUAAAAGUGUUAAGAAUUCUGUCUGCCUCAAUAUACUUUUUCUUUUUUUUUCUGGUAACAUGGUUGUACGGCCCAGUUAUGUUUCCCUUAUGUAUAAAUGUGUCGUGCUGUGUGUGAUUUUGUACAUUUAGCAAGCAGACACUUGUGUGCAAAACCUUCUGUGAAUCUGACUUCAAUUAUAUUGUA